Molecule: messenger RNA, 1541 nt
Organism: Tripterygium wilfordii
Lineage: Eukaryota; Viridiplantae; Streptophyta; Magnoliopsida; Celastrales; Celastraceae
Product: nuclear pore complex protein NUP54-like
Exons: 9
Coding region: 204-1304 (366 amino acids)
Biological process (GO): nuclear pore organization; NLS-bearing protein import into nucleus; protein localization to nuclear inner membrane
Cellular component (GO): nuclear pore central transport channel; nuclear pore
Molecular function (GO): structural constituent of nuclear pore
Source: RefSeq, a predicted model, not a curated record
AAUAGAGGCCCCAAGUUUCCAGUUUCCACCAUUCCUCAUCACGCGCUUGGCACAUUCAUUCAAAUUUGGGCUAGUGAGAGCUGCCGCCUGCCAAACACUGUAAAUACCCAAAAACCAGAGAGUGGCGCCUUCUGCUUAACAAGGUUUUGAAAGUUAUUAUUUUGAUACGGAUCUUAUUUUGACUUUCUCAUCUGUUUUUCGCAAUGUUCGGCGCUCAAUCUACCGCUUCGCCCUUCGGGACUCCGUCGGCGACACCGGCUUUUGGGACUCCGUCGUCUACGCCGGCUUUCGGCACUCCGUCUUCGACCCCAGGCUUUGGAACACCAUCGACGCCGGCUUUCGCUACCGGUUUCGGGUCGUCUCUAUUUUCUACGCCAUUCGCGUCACAAACGCCGCAGCAACAGCAGCAGACACCGCUGUUUCAGCAGCCGUCCACUGGUUUCGGAUUCCAGACAUCAUUUGCCGCGCCGCAAACGACGCCGUUCCCCAAUGCGCAAUUGACCACUCAGAUGGCACCUGUGGCGCCCCUACCUUUCUCUCUCGCCGAUCGCGACAUUCAAGCAAUUGUUGAUGCGUACAAGGAUGAGCCUGGAAACCCUAAGUAUGCCUUUAAGUAUUUGUUGUUCAGCGUCACUGAGCCGCAGUAUAGGGUGAAGCCUGCUGGUGUAUCAGACAUCAUGUGGGCAGAGGCUACGGCAAAACUGGAAGGUAUGGAUAGUACUGACCGGGAACGUCUUUGGCCGCAGCUUGUUCAGGGUUUCAAGGAUCUCUCACAGCGCCUGAAGAUCCAAGAUGAAGUCAUUCUUUCAGAUGCUGAGAGGUUGAGAACGACACAAAGCAAUGUGAAAAUGCUCCAAAGGCAUUUUCAGGCAGAGACUCUUCCUUGGAUUGAGAGAUUGAGACAAAAGGAGCAAAGUCUUCAGAGACGCUUAUUAAGGGUUAUGAGAAUAGUUGAGGCACUAGAGAAUAAAGGUUGCAGGUUGCCCUUAAUGAAAAGGGAAGCAGAGGUUGCUGAGAAGUUAGCUGCAAUAACCAGACAGCUGAAAGGAUCUGGAGCAGAACUUUCAAGGAGAGUUCAGAACCUGCUCACUGUAUCUCGUGUACAAGCAACUGCUAUUGGUGGUGGUUCUGUUUAUCUUCCAGGGUCUACUAAAAUUCAUGAACAAUCUCUUGCUGAUAUGCAGGAGGUCUUACAACAACAAACUGAGGCGAUUGCUAGGCUUGGCACUGUGUUGAAGCGUGAUAUUAGGGAUAUGGAAAUUAUAAUGGCUGAGGACACACAAAUGACACAGGAUUUGAGCUAGGGAGGUAAGCUAGUAUGUAGAACUUUUGUCAUUUGAUUUAUAUAGUAAUGAAUUUAAUUACUGACUAGAAUGGCUCGAGUCUCAACCUUGUGAAGUUUUAGCAAUGAACAGUAUAGUGUCAGUUUCAGCUUUCACAUUUUGCUUGAAUGUAACUAUAUAGUCAAUUGGAUCAACGUUCAUAUUCAAAUUUUAAUGCCAACUGGCAAUGAUAUGCCAGACUUUAUCGAGGUUUGAAUA